AUGGCUCAUUCUCGGUGCCGCUAUUCAGUGCGUUCUGGUAACAUCACUACCUCGCAACGUUGCGCUCCUGCCCACAUGCACUCUCCUCAUUUUCCGCAUACUUGGUGGCUACAAGAUAGCCACCAAUGUCAUCACCAAUCCAAUUGCGAACGAAGUGGACCGUCGACGAUACACGUGGCAGAUCCCGCAGAUGGCGCAUCUACGGCUGGCUCGUCCGGCUCGAUUGUUGUCUUCAUACUUGCUACUAGCUGGAGCCAUCCUAAUGGUUGGUUUUCGCCUGGAAGCAAGGUGCUGAGCGAACACUUCCAGGCUACGUGGCGCGACGCCAAUGAGAACCGCGAACAAUAUGGGUUUCUAGGAAACACACCAGGUUUGAGCACACAGGAUGACGGAGAGAGACAAGAUUCUAAAGGCCUGACUCAGCAUGAGCCAUAUGAGGUCCCUGCUGGGAAUUGGGAGAACAUAUAUGAGAAUUUUCGCCCAUUUGGAAUUGCAAACACAACUUACCCCGUGUCUACUAUCGACAGCGAGCGAUCUAAGAACGAGAAAACUGGAUCCGCGCAAUGGUCCAGUGGGCUGCGAGAUGCGAGUGGAAAAGAGUGGAAGGAUAUGUACACCAGGAUGGGGGCAAAGCGCUGUGUGGUGUGA
Parastagonospora nodorum SN15 is the source of this 648-nucleotide messenger RNA. RefSeq lists its product as hypothetical. The transcript has 3 exons. Bases 1 to 648 code for a protein of 215 amino acids. The record is from RefSeq and is a predicted model, not a curated record. Lineage: Eukaryota; Fungi; Ascomycota; Dothideomycetes; Pleosporales; Phaeosphaeriaceae.